UUGUGGGAUAUUUUUAAGAUUUUUCCGAAAUAUUUUCAAAAUCCCCGAAGCAAUUAUGCUACCAAACAUUUGAUUGACGCAAUUUGAAGUAGGUCGAUUGUAUUGACCAAUGAAAUUCAAUCUCCCAUUCUGUUCUGUGUGUCAACUUCCGUCAAAAAUGUCAGAAGAGGUUUGUAAGUUCGCCUAUGACGGCCAAUUAGGCAUAUUAAAACAUAAAACAGAAGCUAACAGCGGUCUUCUCACUGAAAAAGAUAAGAAUGGCCGUGUUCCAUUACACUGGGCUUGCUCAGGGAGUCACUCUGAUGUUGUAGAAUUCCUUCUCAACCAGAAUGUGCCUAUCGACGCCAGGGAUGAU
Owenia fusiformis is the source of this 355-nucleotide messenger RNA. NCBI's taxonomy places the organism in Eukaryota, Metazoa, Annelida, Polychaeta, Sabellida, Oweniidae. The record is from the annotation of a GenBank genome assembly.